AUGGCAUCUGCGUUCAUCGGCCUCAGUGUCAAGGUACUCUUGACAACUGGUACGUCUUUAAAAGGACAUGUAGCAGAUGUCGAUCCAAUUACUCAACGCCUCAUGUUGCAAGAUGUUGUGAUUCAAUAUGCUGAAGAAAAUACCGUCAGAGUCAUGAAAUCAUUUAGUGUUGCUGGAGGAGAGAUCAAAGACCUCCAAGUCCUUCCUACACAACCCGAUACCCGCUCAAUGACUGAGGGACCAACUUCCCCCUCACCUUCGCUUUCAUCGACUUCAAUUUCUACAGCCAUCAAUGGUGCAUCUUUUAAAUCACAGUACCCCAAUCAAACGCAUCUUCACCCAGAACAGACGCACGCAACUUUGGUGGCACCCUCGCCUAGACAGUUGCCAGCUCAUCCGCAUCCAAGCACUGUGUCUGUAAGCAGCCCCAAAAGCGGUGGUAGUAUGCCAUUCCAUGAUCCUGCGAUUAUCUCUGCUGGAAGCAGUAUCAGUGGAAUGAUUUACCACGAUCCUGCAAUCAUUUCUGUAAGGGCUACACUUGUUUAA
Messenger RNA from Lobosporangium transversale, 546 nucleotides. RefSeq lists its product as hypothetical. The transcript has 2 exons. Bases 1 to 546 code for a protein of 181 amino acids. NCBI's taxonomy places the organism in Eukaryota, Fungi, Mortierellomycota, Mortierellomycetes, Mortierellales, Mortierellaceae. The record is from RefSeq and is a predicted model, not a curated record.